This is a messenger RNA of Meleagris gallopavo (turkey), 2857 nucleotides long. Lineage: Eukaryota; Metazoa; Chordata; Aves; Galliformes; Phasianidae. The record is from RefSeq and is a predicted model, not a curated record.
UUUCUCUCUUUUUUGGUAGUUUAUGCCCGCUAUAGUAGAAUGGUAAAUGUGCUUUAACCAAAUUGAUUAAUCAAGUGAUGUGUCAUUCAGCAAACAAUAGACAAAAAGUGGAGCGGUAUGGUCAAAAAAGAUUCGAUAAGCUGGAAAUGGAUCAUGAAAAUUCCUUGCCCUGGGAAUCACCAAGGUCAUUCUGUUAGGUAUUGUUUGUCUUCAGAAAGGUCACAGUGAUAGAACAGGCAAGACUAAUUACUUUUCAAGAGUUAAAUAAAUAACAACAUCGUUUAGGGUUUUACGCGCUUUUUGUUUUUAUAUACAGCUAUACAUUCAUCUAACUCUGACAAUAUCUUUAUGCACGCUUAGAAAAUAAGCUUAAACCACUGGAAGGCAUUCUCAGAGAAGAAUAUCCAAUAAUAUAAUAUUAAAUUCAGCAGAUUUCCCUUGAAGGUUAUCCCUUAAUAUCUUUUCAAUCAGCAACUCUUUCAGGAGAUUUGAUAGCAUGUGUUCAAAAAAUCAUCCAAUUCCUCAUUUUCAAGCCAUUCUCAACUGCACAUUUAAAAAAGACUAAUGUGUUGUGUUUGGUUUUUUUUUGUUACUGUUGUUUUUCUAAUGGAUUUUUCUUUUAAGAUCCUGCAGGUUCUAAAUGUGUUUAAAGUAGCUUCAGAAAUAUGAAGUUCUGCAUAUGUUCAAAGGAAUAGAUCUCAAAGAUGUUAAUUACACCUGGAUGUAGACAUAUAUCAUGUUUCAUAAAAUAGUUAGGAACCUAAACCUAUUUGUCACUUAUAUAAUUCUGAAAGUUCAUUUCUACUACCAUUAUGAACAACUCAGGAAGAGGGUACACUUUGAAGUACAACUAUGAUUGAUUAGACUAAAGAAAUUCCAGUGCUUCGUUGUGUACUACUUUAAUCUUUUGUAAAGUGAAUGAGCAGCAGAUGGCCUAAUAAAGACACUCUGUAUGUUUGCCCAGUAUGGAUUUGCUCUGAAGGGAUUGGUUCAACACUUUAGAGUACAUAUAUUUGGAAUACAUCUGUCUUAGUCAAGACAGAUGGCUAAAGGAAAGAGAAACUUCCAAACACUUGGAAUUAAUCCAGUGUGAGCACUGCUUUUGAAUGAAAUUUUAAUGGGAUAUGACUGUUGUUGUGUUAGUUUUCUUGGAAGAAUGCAGCUGUUCAUAGUGCAGACAUAUAGAAUUUUGAUGGCUACUGAACAUAACUGUUUAUGCUUACUUUUGAAAUACAGCUAUUUUUGGUAGUAUCUGUGUUCUAAUCAGCCUGUUGAUAAGGAGAAGUAUUCAAUUCCUAGCAGCAGUUGGGUAUCUCUCAUCAUGUAAACUAACUGAAACACCUAUGUAGAACACUAUUAAUACUAUCCAGUAUUAAAAUUAAACUUGUUAAUAUGAGACUUUAAAAGUAUAGGCGUGUUCUUUCAAUCCCAUGCAAUGUGAUACGUUAAAUCACAAGAUUCCUUUUAACUACUAAUUUUUAUAUAACAUGCAAAUUUGAAAAAUCUAUUGAGUGUGGAUCACAGAUCAUGUGUGAAUUAUAUGCCUGUGCAAGUAAUUCAGAAACAAGCCUGUUAAGCUUAAAACGUUCCCAACAGCUAAAGAGUUCAGUAAACAGUGAAUGAUCUGGAAAUUUGCCAAACGUUUUAGUUUGUGUAUUAAGAUACUACAGUUGUGGUGACGUCUAUGUCAUGUAAAAGCUGUCCAUUUCAAUUAGAUUUUCUGCUAACGUGACUGCAUUAGUAUUUAGACUGGCUAUAUUCAUCUCAUACUGUUUUUAACUGUUAUAUUCUUGUUUUCUGUUUUGCAGUAAUAACAAGUAGUGGCUAUAGCCCAAGAUCAGCGCACCAGUACUCUCCGCAGAUAUAUCCCUCCAAGCCCUAUCCACACAUUCUUUCUACACCAGCAGCUCAAACAAUGUCUGCCUAUGCCGGACAAACCCAGUAUUCAGGAAUGCAGCAACCAGCAGUCUAUACAGCCUACUCACAGACAGGACAGCCAUACAGCCUACCUACUUACGAUUUGGGUGUAAUGUUGCCAGGCAUCAAGACGGAAAGUGGGCUCUCGCAGACACAGUCACCACUGCAGAGUGGGUGCCUCAGUUACAGUCCAGGGUUUUCCACUCCACAGCCAGGCCAAACACCGUAUUCUUAUCAGAUGCCAGGUUCUAGUUUUACACCAUCAUCCACUAUUUAUGCAAACAAUUCUGUUUCAAAUUCUACGAACUUCAGUAGUUCACAACAGGAUUAUCCAUCAUACACAGCUUUUGGCCAAAACCAGUAUGCACAGUAUUACUCAGCAUCAACAUAUGGUGCAUAUAUGACCUCAAACAACACGGCCGAUGGCACUUCAUCAUCAUCAUCAACUUACCAGUUACAGGAAUCUCUCCCUGGCCUGACUAGUCAACCAGGGGAGUUUGACACAGUACAGAGCCCCUCCACGCCAAUCAAAGAUCUUGAUGAGAGAACAUGUAGGAGUUCUGGGUCAAAGUCUCGGGGUAGAGGGCGGAAGAAUAAUCCAUCACCCCCUCCGGACAGUGACUUGGAGCGUGUUUUUGUAUGGGAUUUGGAUGAAACAAUCAUAGUUUUUCAUUCGCUGCUUACAGGAUCCUAUGCACAAAAGUAUGGCAAGGAUCCACCAAUGGCGGUGACCCUUGGAUUGCGAAUGGAAGAAAUGAUUUUUAAUCUUGCUGAUACGCAUUUAUUUUUUAAUGAUUUAGAGCAACAGACACAUAAGGAAGUAAAACCCUGGAUAUUCCUUCACCAGUCGGUGUUUUAUUGCAGUCUAAGUGAGUCAUCACUUGACAAUGCAAGUGCAUUCGGUGAACGUUCUCUUUCUGGUGCCCUGUACCGAGGUUAG